GCUGUGCUCCCCUGUAGAUGCAGCAGUGAUGAGCGGCGCUCAGAGGACUCUGUUCCAGGCGUGGGGCCAGAGCGGAGCCCCGAGGACCAGGAGCCCGCAGCAGCCUGAGAUUAAGCCGUACGCUGCUGCUGCAGAUGAUGAUGAUGAUGAUGAUGAUGUGUUGCUGGUGGCGGUGUGCGAGGCCGAGCGCAGUGCAGGGGAUCUGGGCUUCGACUACUCCGCCGGCCGUGUCUGGAUCUACCCCACCAACCUGCCGCUGAGAGAGUACCAGCUGCGAGUGUGUGAGGCGGCGCUGCUCCAGAACACACUGGUCUGCCUGCCCACCGGCCUCGGGAAGACCUUCAUCGCCUCUGUGCUGAUGUACAACUACUACCGCUGGUUCCCCGCAGGCAAGAUCGUCUUCAUGGCGCCCACCAAACCCCUGGUGGCGCAGCAGAUAGAGGCCUGCUACAGGGUGAUGGGAAUCCCACAGGAGCACACGGCGGAGCUCACAGGCUCUACAGCGGCUCCUCAGCGGCGCUCCCUCUGGAGCUCCAGGCGUGUGUUCUUCUUGACUCCGCAGGUCAGGUGUGUGGUCAUCGACGAGGCUCACAAGGCCACAGGAAACCACGCCUACUGCCAGGUGAUCCGGGAGCUCCGCAAGCAGACGCCGCAGUUUCGGGUUCUGGCUCUCAGUGCCACACCUGGAGGAGACGUCAAGGCGGUGCAGCAGGUGAUCUCCAAUCUGCUGAUCUCCCACAUCGAGCUGCGCUCUGAGGACAGUCCAGAUGUCCAGACCCACGUCCACCAGCGCAGCCUGGAGAAGAUGGUGGUGCCGCUGGGAGAGUCACUAACACACUAUCAGACACGCUACCUGCAGGUCUCAUCCCGGCUGACCCAGAUGCGGCUGCUGAAUCAGCGUGACCUCAGAGCCUUCAGCAAAUACCAGAUCAUACUGGCCCGAGAACAGUUCAGGCGCAACCCGCCACCGCACAUACAGGGUCCUCAGCAGCAGGGUGUGCUGGAGGGAGAUUUUGCUCUCCUCAUCAGUCUUUAUCAUGGGUUUGAGCUGCUGCUGCAGAUGGGCAUCAGGUCUCUGUUCCUCUUCAUCCAGAACAUCUUCACUGGACCCCGAGAGUCGUCUCGAGUGAGGAAUGAGCUGCAGAGGUGUUCACUCUUCAUGGAUCUCUACAGGGAGAUGGAGAACAUGUUCAACACGGCUAGCAGAGGUAACCUCACAGGACCUGAGGGAGAGCAGCGGACACCUGUUAAUGUGACACAAGGUAGAUCAAACCUCACAGGACCUGAAGGAAAGCAGGAGACAGAAGGUUCAAGAAGCAGAUCAAGCCUUACAGGACCUGAAGGAGAGCAGGAGUCGCCAGUCAAUGUCACGGGAAGUAGAUCAAACCUCACAGGACCUGAAGGAGAGCAGGCGGCGGGCGGUUCAGGGAGCAGCUGUGUGUUCCGCUGCUCUCAGGAUUUUUUCUCGGUGAACUUUGACCUGGGCUUCGAGUCUGAGUCUGAGGAGGAAGCAGCAGCAGGCGCCAGCGUCUCUGGGUUGACCUCUGACCUCCCACCGCUGACCUCUGACCUCUGCAGUGCAGCACCACAGCCCAGCGCAUCCACACCCAACCACCUGUACCUGCCUGCGCACAGAAGAACACACACACCUAUCCAGAGGAGGCGCACCUGCGCAGGUGUGUUUGUCAGUGACAGUGAGGAUGAGACUCAUCAUCAGAGAUUUCCAGCGCUUGAACUGGCUCCAGUCUUCUCUCCAGAGGUGAAGCAGCAGCAGCAGCAGUCUGAGAUGCAGGCGUUUUAUCUGAAGUCCGUCAGGAGUCCAGCGCUGCAGAAGCCGGUGCGCAUGACCUAUAAACCCAAACACAACCUCAACAUCUUCUCACAGGUGCCAGAACAGGACGAGUCGUAUGCCGAGGACAGUUUUGUGGUUGAUGGAAGCGAGGAGGAGGAUGAAGUGUCUGCUGAUGAGGAGUCUGUGGAGCUGAUCCCUGAAGACUCCUUCAUCGAUGGGAGGAGGCAGUACGCCACGCGCCGCAGGGCUCGGAUACGGCAGAUACGUGCGGCAAACCCUGCCACAGAUCAGCAGCAUAAAAACAAACGCUCCCGCAUCAUUCGCCCACAGGAUUCUAGCGAUGAGGACGAGGACCAACCUCAGACCCACAGUGUGUUUAAAGUCCCGCAGAGUGUCUGCCGUCGGCCCGAGCCGGAGAUCCAGAAGAGGCAGAGACUUGAAGAUCAGGCAGAGCUGUCAGAAGAGCUGGACUUCCAGACCCACAAACAGGCUCCUGACGCUGGGUUCCCAGUGUCUGCAGACGCUCCUCUGGCUGUGUUAGUGGACGCUCGCUGCAUCAGCGGCGGCUCAGAGCUGCUGUCGCUCCUGCGGAUCCGCCAUCAUUGGCAGGUCCACGUCUGCUCUCUGGGCAGCGCAGACUUUAUCAUCAGCAACCGCACCGCUGUGGAGUGGCAGAGCGAGUCUGAGGUGUCCAGCACUCAAAACCGCAGACGUCUGCAGGAGCGAAUGCAGCGUCUGCAGGCCACGUAUGAGCGCGUGUGUCUGAUCAUCCAGAAGGACAGAACCAGACCUGGAGAGACGGUGCGAGUGUUCCAGCGGAGCCGCUAUUAUGACUCCACACUGGCGGCUCUGGUGACGGCGGGCGUUCGGCUGCUGUUCAGUAACGGGUUCGAGGAAACCGCCACUAUACUGACCGACCUCACACAGGUGGAGAAGAGGAAAGGUCAGGCCAUACAGGUGCCACUGGAGGUCAAAGGGCACCGGCAGCAGGCGCUCCAGUUCUACCUGACGCUGCCGAACAUGAGCUACAUCUGUGCUCUGAACAUGAGCCACCGCUUCAGCUCCAUCAGCCACAUGAUCAGCAGCUCAGUGGAGGAUCUGCAGGCCUCGGCGUGUGUCAGUCGCUCCAGAGCUGAGGAGAUCUACCGCUGCCUGCGCUACAGCUGUGACCCGGUGCUGAUAAACCAGACUAACCAGACCUGAACCACUAUAGACUCUAGAAAACCAUGACCAGCACUGACAGAUCAUGUAAACCAGAUGACCCAGCACUGACUGACUCCAUAACCCAGCCUGAGCAGCACAGACUGACUCCCAGCAGCACUUUAUGCACGAUUAAAUGAGUGUGUGUGUGUGUGUGUGUGUGUGUGUGUGUGUGUGUGUGUGUGUGUGUGUGUGUGUGUGUGUGUGUGUGUGUGUGUGUGUGUGUGUGUGUGUGUGUGUGUGUGUGUGU
This is a messenger RNA of Danio rerio (zebrafish), 3242 nucleotides long. Lineage: Eukaryota; Metazoa; Chordata; Actinopteri; Cypriniformes; Danionidae. The record is from RefSeq.